AAGGCGCCUGCGCAGACCCUGAAAAGCGGCCAGGGUGGCCCCUAGCUUUCCUUUUCCGGUUGUGGCGUCGCGUGGUGAGGUUCUCUAGGCCACGCUCGGAGCCAUGCCGUCCAAGGGCCCGCUGCAGUCGGUGCAGGUCUUCGGACGCAAGAAGACAGCGACAGCUGUGGCGCACUGCAAACGCGGCAAUGGUCUCAUCAAGGUGAACGGGCGGCCCCUGGAGAUGAUUGAGCCGCGCACGCUACAGUACAAGUUGCUGGAGCCAGUUCUGCUUCUCGGCAAGGAGCGAUUUGCUGGUGUAGACAUCCGUGUCCGUGUAAAGGGUGGUGGUCACGUGGCCCAGAUUUAUGGUGAGUCCCAGGAACUGGGCGCAUGGGGGAGGUGGCUCUGGGAGGGAGGCCUUCACAGCGCUCCUGUACCCUUUAAUUGUGUGUCUUCCUCACAGCUAUCCGUCAGUCCAUCUCCAAAGCCCUGGUGGCCUAUUACCAGAAAUAUGUGGAUGAGGCUUCCAAGAAGGAGAUCAAAGACAUCCUCAUCCAGUAUGACCGGACCCUGCUGGUAGCUGAUCCUCGUCGCUGCGAGUCCAAAAAGUUUGGAGGCCCUGGUGCCCGUGCUCGCUACCAGAAAUCCUACCGAUAAGCCCAUCAUGACUCAAAAUUCACUUGUAUAAUAAACAGUUUUUGAGGGAUUUUAAAGUUUCAAGAA
Molecule: messenger RNA, 705 nt
Organism: Gorilla gorilla gorilla (western lowland gorilla)
Lineage: Eukaryota; Metazoa; Chordata; Mammalia; Primates; Hominidae
Gene: RPS16
Product: ribosomal protein S16
Exons: 4
Coding region: 104-562 (152 amino acids)
Biological process (GO): maturation of SSU-rRNA from tricistronic rRNA transcript (SSU-rRNA, 5.8S rRNA, LSU-rRNA); translation
Cellular component (GO): cytosolic small ribosomal subunit; ribosome
Molecular function (GO): structural constituent of ribosome; RNA binding
Source: RefSeq, a predicted model, not a curated record